AUGGCUCGGACCCGCCGGCUCGCGGCGGCGCCCGGAAUCGCGCGCUCCCGGCCCACUCGCCCUGGGCACCACGGCUGCCUGGCCUCUCGAACCCGAGCGCGGCACGCACCCAGCCCGUGCCCGACUUCGCGCCCAGGCAAGUUCGGGCGCCUCGGGCUGAGCGGGCGCGGCGGCCACGCAGCCAGCCCCCGGCAGCGUGGGGCACACGGCAGCCCCGGGCUUCCGCCGGCGAGCGGGGCCGAGCUGGCAGCGGGAGGUUCCGGGAAGUUGGUCUGCGAGCCUAGAGACCGGCAGAGCCCCACUGCGGGGCUGCUGAAGUUGUGCCGCUGGGGGAGGCGCGUCCCCUUCCCGGCUCGGCGAGGCGCGGGCGCCUUCACGCGCGUGGACCCCGGGACGCGCCUUCCCGGCCGGCUUUGUCCGGUGGAGCCGGGAAGAAAGGGACGAGCGUGGAGCUCGGGCGGGGAAACCGCGGUGGGGUGCAGCAUCCACCUUGGCGGGGGUCCGCCUCCUCCGCGGAAGGACGUGGCCCACAAAGAGCCUGCGGCGGUCCCCGGAAAGUGGCUCUCCCGCCCCAGCCGCGGUCCGCUAGCCCGCCUUCCCGAUGGGGGCGCUUUGUUCUCGGCCCCUGUAACCCUUUCCUGGGAUCCGCCCCGCCGCGCCCGCCCGCACCGGCUGGGUCCUGGGCCGCCGCCAGGUGUCAGCGCCGGCCGCCGGGUGCUCAGCCACAGCCCCCGAACUAGUAGAGACGUUUCCCUCAGCCUCCGCCUGCCUGCCCAGCUCAGCCUUCCAGAGGUGAGGUCACUGCUGGCUUUGGCUCCCCGGGGAGGUGGAGGGUGUGAGUCUCUACCUGUGGCUCUUGAUAGGUUCCAGUGGAACCUCAUUAAUGCACCUUGGCGGGGAGGCCUAGGAAGGAGAGGGCCUGGACAAAGGAGCCGGGAAAGGCUUCGUUUCUGCAGUUUUUAUAGAAAGAUCUUUUCUGUUGUGGCAGAGUUUUAG
Molecule: messenger RNA, 996 nt
Organism: Chinchilla lanigera (long-tailed chinchilla)
Lineage: Eukaryota; Metazoa; Chordata; Mammalia; Rodentia; Chinchillidae
Product: translation initiation factor IF-2-like
Exons: 3
Coding region: 1-996 (331 amino acids)
Source: RefSeq, a predicted model, not a curated record